Molecule: messenger RNA, 722 nt
Organism: Sinocyclocheilus anshuiensis
Lineage: Eukaryota; Metazoa; Chordata; Actinopteri; Cypriniformes; Cyprinidae
Product: zinc finger protein 420-like
Exons: 2
Coding region: 33-722 (229 amino acids)
Biological process (GO): regulation of transcription by RNA polymerase II
Cellular component (GO): nucleus
Molecular function (GO): RNA polymerase II cis-regulatory region sequence-specific DNA binding; DNA-binding transcription factor activity, RNA polymerase II-specific
Source: RefSeq, a predicted model, not a curated record
AGACAGAGUUUGUUAAAGAGGAGAUUGAAGACAUGAGUGAUACAGAACCAUCCAGAAUAAAACAUGAAGAUACUGAGGAACAAACAGACUGGAUGGAGAUGAAAGAGCAAAGACAAGAACUGAACGAAGAGGAGGAGAAACGUGACUUCAACACUCAAAAAACACAAACCAAACCGCUGCACACCUGCUCACAGUGCGAAAAGAGUUUCAAGUGCAAAGGAUACCUUAAAAAGCACAUGAUAGUCCACACUGGAGAGAAAUCGUACACAUGUGCUCAGUGUGGAAAGAGUUAUUCGCGACUGGACACUUAUAAACGGCAUCAGAAAAAACACAAUGGAGAGAAACGGUACAACCUCCGUGUAAAACGUAAAAAAAAGACUUUCACAAAUACAGGUAGUCUCAAAAAUCAUCUGCACGUUCAUGCUAGAAAAAAGUCGUAUAACUGUGAUCAGUGUGGUAAAGAUUUAAAUUCAUUGUCGGGUCUCAGUCGACACAUGAAGUUGCAUAGAAAUGAGAGGCCUUAUUGCUGCUCUUACUGUGGAAAGAGUUUUACACAGCUGAGCAAUUGUAAACAGCACCAGAAAAUACACACCGGCAAGAGAGAUCAUGUGUGUCGUGAGUGUGGAAAGAGCUUUAUUACAGCUGGUGAUUUAAAAAGGCACUUAAAAAUUCAUACUGGAGAAAAACCUCACAAGUGCUCAUAUUGUGACAAGAGUUUCUAG